AUGAAAGGCAUCCUCCUUACCUGUAUCAUCGCGGCACUUGUGGUAACAGCUGUAGAAUCCCUGAGUUGUGUGCAGUGUAAUUCAUUGACAAACUCCUGUGUCAACAGCAGCAUCACUGGGUGUCCCUCAAGUGCCAAUGUCAGCUGUACCAGUUUCUUGGCCAACUCUUCUCUAGCGGCAGCCAUUGCAUUAUAUCAGGAUAAGGCCUGCUCUGCAGAGAACUGCAGGGAAGGAAGAGACAUGGUUGAAGCUUUCACUGUCCACGUGUCUGGUGAAGAACGUUUUCACUUUACAAGCCAGUGUUGCCAAGGGAAGGAGUGUAAUGACACCAGUGAUGCUCUAGCUCCUCUACAGGAAGAUGUGUCCAACAACACAGAGUGUCUUGCAUGUUAUGGAUCUAAUGAAACUUCCUGUAGUGUGAAAUCCAGGAAAUGUUAUAAAGAAGAACGGUGUGUUAGUCUAGUUGCAGAAUUUAAGACUGAGUCUAAGAUGCUUGUGCUGAAAGGCUGUUCCAACAUCAGUAACUCUACCUGUCAGUUCCUAUCUUCUGAGAACCGGACAAUUGGAGGAGUCAUCUUCCGAAAGUUUGAGUGUGUAGACAGUGCCAACACCUCCUCAACCGCCAUUCCCAAUGCAACCUUGACCACUCCUCCUGUUGGCAGCUCCUCAAUACCCAUCUCCAAUGAGCCCACCACCCCAGAUAUGGGGUCCAAAGUCUCUUUCACCCCUGCAGCCUUUGCCAGCCUCCUUCUGCUGAGGCUGCUACUCUGAGAUUCAACUGCCGCCCUCAAAUGCCUCACCCUUCCCCUGUUAACUGCUCAGUAAAUAGCAGUCACAGCCUUCCAUGCAAAGCCCUGUGACAGCCACAUUUUUCUCCAUUAUUAAAGCACUGGUUCACUGGCUGGCCAAAUCUGUCCUGAUGUGCUCUGGGAUGGGCUUCCUUUCAGCUGCCCAGUUUCUUGCAUUUGAAACCUGUGCACCUUAGUGUGUGGGCUCCCAGGACCUCCCUAAUCUGCUCAUCUUGCUUCUGAGAAACAGACCCUUUCACCUUAUUGGCAUUUUCUGCCUAAAGCCCUGCACUUCUGGGGACUGACAUGCCACCAUCCCCACCUGCACACAG
Molecule: messenger RNA, 1120 nt
Organism: Prionailurus viverrinus (fishing cat)
Lineage: Eukaryota; Metazoa; Chordata; Mammalia; Carnivora; Felidae
Gene: LYPD8
Product: LY6/PLAUR domain containing 8
Exons: 5
Coding region: 1-771 (256 amino acids)
Biological process (GO): defense response to Gram-negative bacterium
Source: RefSeq, a predicted model, not a curated record